CGGCAGCCGCCACUAGAGGUCACAGGAAGCCGCUCCGGGUUUUGCGGCCAUUCCCGAUCCCCCUCCCGCUCUUGCCUCUGCCUCCAGUCCGGGUUCCGUGCUCCGCCCCCGGCGGCCGCCUGGUUAGAAAUAGGAAAAUUCAAUAAUAAAACCCCAGGAUCAGGCAAGUUAGAUGGCGCAUGCGCGGAGCCGACGUCCGAAACACACAUUUUCCUUUACUUGGAAAGUCACCCAAAGCCGCACAAGUGCAGAAGGGAAACAAAAAAAAAAAAGAGAUUGAGAGAGAGAGAGAGAGAGGACUGGAAGUUGGUGUGAAGUGCAGUGACAUCUGAUGACCUGGAGGAAAGUUACCCCUGCUGCCUGGGGGCCCCUGAGAACAGAGCAUAGGGCCCCAGCGACUGGCUCCCCAGAAUUCAAGUGAGUGAGGCUAUUUUCAUAAAGACAGCAAAGAUUGCAGUUAGAAGAGUCGUAAGUUGGAAUGGACAUCGCUUCAAGAGGACUUCAUGUACGAGGAUGAAGUAAAUGCUGGAGCAGUGAAAGGGUUUGUGGUGUCACAAUACAAGCUGAAAGAAGUGUUUGCAUUGACGGAACCUCAGGAAAGCCGAAGAUGGCUGCCAAACGGAAAGGCGGCCUGAAACUAAAUGCUAUCUGUGCCAAACUGAGCCGGCAAGUUGUAUCAGAACAGGGAUCAGAGACAAGAGAUGCUGAAGCUGGGCCUCUAGAAAACAACAAAAAAAACGGGGAACAAAAACAAAUAGUGGAUCCCACUGAAGGCCCUGGUAUUGAUCAACGAAGUGCUGAGGAAGAUAAGCGACGAAGGGAGGUGAUCGAAAAAUGGGUCAAUGGGGAAUACACAGAUGAACCCACUGAAAGGACGAUCAAAAAAUUAGGACUGCCCGAACUUCCCCCUGAGGGGGUCUAUAUGGUACAGCCUAAGGGGUGCAGUGAUGAAGAAGACAACACUGAGGAGUCCAGAGCCUCCCAAGGUAAUAGAUUCUUGGAAGAAAAAGAAUCAGAAAGGACAGUCUCUAAGGAUGCAGAAGCACCUACAAAACCAACCUCAGGAGCACCCUCAGGAGAAGCAUCCACGUUGCGAGAUUAUGCCGCCAACACUAUGAGUGAAUUUCUGGGGAUGUUUGGGUAUGCUCAACCCAAUGUGAGAGAUGAGCUUGCAAAGAAGAUUAGCUUUGAGAAGAUCAAUGCUGCUACCUCAGAGCAAACCUCUGCUGAAGACCCCCUCAGCAAAAGAGCCAGGUUCUCCAAAUACGAGGAGUACAUCAGAAAGUUGAAAGCUGGAGAGAACCUAUCUUGGCCUGCCCAUAUUGCAAAAGCUGAGGAACUCAACUCCAAAACUGUACAAAGCAAAGAGAGCGCAACGACUUUGCAGCCAACACCACAGCCCCUAACUAGCAGAGGUCCAGGACAUGAGGCAAUCGUUCUGCAAGAACCCAAAACUACCGUUUUGCCUCUGACGACAGCCGGCAGCUCUCAAAUGCAAGGCCUUAUGUCUCGAUCGUCAAAAUAUGACUUUUUUAUUCAGAAAUUAAAAACUGGAGAGUCUCUGCGGCCGCAAAAUGGAAAUACUUACAAAAAACCCUCCAAAUAUGACCUGGAGAAUGUCAAGUAUCUUCAUCUUUUUAAGCCUGGUGAAGGGAACCAAGACAUGGGCGGAUCUAUUGCUUUUAAAACAGGAAAAGUUGGGCGUCCUUCUAAGUACGAUGUGCGUAAUAUCCAAAAACUCACUCCACUGAAAGCUGCAGCAGUUGUCCCCAGUAUAUCCCCUGCUCCUCUCACAAGCACUCCCACCACCCCUGUGCCAGCAUCUGAACAACCAGUCACAUUGCCUUUCAACACUCCAGAGUAUCUAAAGUCAACUUUUUCAAAGACAGACUCCAUCACUACAGGGACAGUCUCCACUGUGAAGAAUGGACUGCCCCCAGACAAGCCCCCUGAAGAUGUAAAUAUAUACCAGAAAUACAUUUCCAGAUUUUCGGGCAGCCAACACUGCGGUCAUAUUCACUGUGCAUAUCAGUACCGGGAGCACUACCACUGCCUGGACCCUGAGUGUAACUACCAGAGAUUUACCAGUAAGCAAGAUGUUAUUCGUCAUUACAACAUGCACAAGAAACGAGACAACUCUCUGCAACACGGAUUCAUGCGUUUCAGUCCUUUAGAUGACUGCAGUGUUUACUAUCAUGGCUGCCAUUUAAAUGGCAAAAGCACACACUACCACUGCAUGCAGGUGGGAUGUAACAAAGUGUACACAAGCACCUCAGAUGUGAUGACACAUGAAAACUUCCAUAAGAAGAACACUCAGCUGAUUAAUGAUGGCUUUCAGCGCUUCCGAGCCACUGAAGAUUGUGGCACAGUGGAAUGCCAGUUCUAUGGGCAGAAAACCACCCAUUUUCAUUGCAGACGUCCAGGAUGCAGCUUUACAUUUAAGAAUAAGUGUGACAUAGAGAAGCACAAAAGCUACCAUAUAAAAGAUGAUGCAUAUGCAAAAGAUGGAUUCAAGAAAUUUUACAAAUACGAGGAAUGCAAAUAUGAGGGGUGUGUGUACAGCAAGGCUACCAACCACUUUCACUGUAUACGCACUGGAUGUGGCUUCACAUUCACCUCCACCAGCCAGAUGACCUCACAUAAACGCAAACAUGAGAGGCGACACAUCCGUAGCUCAGGGGUGCUCGGGCUCUCGUCUUCCCUCAUGGGAGGAAAGGACAAUGACCUGGAAGAGUCCAGCAAUGAUGAUCUCAUUGACUUCUCUGCUAUGAGUAGCAAGAACUCUAGUCUGAGUGCCUCCCCUACGAGCCAGCAGUCUUCCAUAUCCCUAGUCCCAACUGUGUCUGAAGCACCUUCACCACAAACUCAUAAAUCCACCAGCACCAUUCCACCGACAACAAAGAUCUCCACUCUUCUUUCCCAGUCAUUACCUACGAAUAUGCCCCUGGCUUUAGCCCUUUCUAGCGCAGCACUUCCUGCUGGUACUGGGCCAUACUUUCCUAUCAUGAGUGGCCGUGGAAGCACCACUUUACCUCUGAGUGCAAGUAAUAUAAUGCCUGUGGCUGCUCCAGAUGUUUCUCCACAGUCUGCUUCUGGGGCCAGCGAUCAAAACAGCACUUCCCCAGCUGCUACAUCCAUUAUGGAGAAGAUUUCUGCUAGUAAGGGUCUAAUCUCCCCAAUGAUGGCGCGUUUGGCAGCAGCAGCACUCAAGCAGUCCCCCUCUCCUGAAGCAGUGGGCAAUGGUCAACCAUCAGGUCGCCUUAGCAUCAAAACAGAAACUUCAGAUGCAGAAGGAACACUACAGAACAGCUCUCAGGAGCACAGUCUAGACCUGAGUUUGAACAGUAAUGAGCCCAACGGUCAAGACACAGUAUGUGAUCCACCGCUGUAUCCCUCCUUUGGGAAUAAGAUCCAACACUCCAAUGCAGGGAGCUCGCUAAGUCUAAAAGCAGACGCAGAGAGCAGCGAUUCUGGAGCUGGGGAGUCAACGCAUUAUCUGGGCAAAGUAAUGAAGGCCCUUGAUCGUGAAAAGAAUGCAGAGCCUUGGAAGACAUACCUGCGCAGAUUCGAUCCAGCAGAUGUUUGUGACCAUCAGUGUGAUUUCCUGCAUAAACUGCAUUUUCACUGUAUUGUGGAAGAAUGUGGAGCUCUUUUCAGCACUCAGGAUGGAGCCAUAAAACAUGCAAACUUUCAUUUUCGGACUGAUGUAGGAACAAAAAGUGGCUCAGAAAUCUCCUUUACAGGAGACUGUAAGGUAUCCCCGAUGUCUGCAUCACCUCCUAUACCUACAACUCUGACACCUGGAUGUGAGGUUCCUGCUCCGUGCCUUGCUGCUGUCCCAUCAACACCAACGCUACUAGCCUGGAAACAGCUGGCAUCAUCCAUACCGCAAAUCCCCCAAAUACCAGCAUCGGUUCCCAGUUUAGCCUCUUCUCCCAUGGCCACGACUUCUCUUGAAAAUGCUAAACCUCAAGUAAAGCCAGGAUUCCUACAGUUUCAUGAGAAUGAUCCCUGUCUGGCCACCGACUGCAAAUAUGCAAACAAAUUUCAUUUUCAUUGUCUAUUUGGAAACUGCAAGUAUGUUUGUAAGACAUCAGGGAAAGCAGAGUCACACUGCCUGGACCACAUCAACCCCAACAACAGUCUAGUGAAUGUGCGAGACCAGUUUGCAUAUUACUCCCUGCAGUGUCUGUGCCCUAACCAGCACUGUGAGUUCAGGAUGCGUGGACACUACCACUGUUUGAGGCCCAGCUGUUACUUCGUCACGAACAUAACCACUAAGCUUCCAUGGCAUGUGAAAAAACAUGAGAAGGCAGAAAGAAGAGCAGCAAAUGGCUUCAAAUAUUUUACUAAGAGAGAAGAAUGUGGCAGAAUGGGAUGUAAAUACAAUCAGGUGAAUAGUCACUUCCACUGUAUUCGGGAGGGCUGUCAGUUUUCAUUCCUCCUUAAACACCAGAUGACAUCACAUGCCCGCAAACACAUGAGGAGAAUGUUGGGAAAGAAUUUUGACCGGGUACCUGGCCAGAUGGUAUCACAUACUCCCAUGGGUGGCAGCACAGCCCACAGUCCAUCCUCUAUAGAAAAUCCUUCAUUACAGAACACAUCCCAAACUAUGAUGGACACAGAGACUGAUGAGUGCAUGGACUACACUGGUUUUGGAAGCCCCGGUGGGAUGUCCUCAGAGUCCUCCAACCUUGAUCGCAGCUGCUCCAGUACUCCAGUGGGCAAUGAAAGUGCUGAUGCAGGCUGCCUGGUCCCUUCUGCUUCUGACGACGCUCUCACCCACAAUGCACCUCCACCACCGGCUAUGCCUCAUGCUCCUUCCUUUCCGCCUGCCUUGGUUAGGCCUCCCCUCUCUUCCCUACCGUUCCUGCUCUCUCCAUCCUGUGUCUCAUACUCCUUGAUCACUGCCAGCCUUGGGGUCAGCAGGGGCAUUGUGGUGCCAACAAGCAGCGCUCCAACUUUUACACCAGUUAUAGCUACUCCAGCUCCAGUCAAAAGCGAUGUUCCACUAGUACAAGAUGCAGCAGGAAACACCAUUACAAUGCCAACAGCUUCUGGAGCCAAAAAACGAUUCUGGAUCAUUGAGGAUAUGUCGCCUUUUGGCAAACGGCGGAAGACCGCUUCUUCACGCAAAAUGCUGGAUGAAGGGAUGAUGUUAGAAGGAUUCAGACGCUAUGACUUGUAUGAAGAUUGUAAGGAUACGGCAUGCCAGUUUUCCCUAAAGGUUACUCACUACCACUGUACCAGAGAAAACUGUGGCUACAAAUUCUGUGGGCGAACCCACAUGUAUAAGCAUGCACAGCACCAUGACAGAGUGGACAACCUGGUUCUUGACGACUUCAAGCGUUUUAAAUCCUCUCUCAGCUGCAGUUUCCCUGACUGCCAGUUCUCUGGCAAUAGCACACAUUUUCACUGCUUGCGCUGUGGCUUCCGCUGCACUGACAGCACGAAGGUGACUGCUCACCGUAAGCAUCAUGGAAAGCAGGAUGUCAUCAGUGCUGCAGGCUUCUGUCAGUUUAGUUCCAGUGUUGACUGUGAGGUGCCCGAAUGCAAGUACAAGCUAAAGUGCUCACACUUUCAUUGCACUUAUCCCAGCUGCAAGCACACUGUAGUGGGAAUGUCUCAAAUGGACUCACAUAAGCGUAAGCAUGAGAAACAGGAAAGGGGGGAACUACCUUCAGUCUCUCCUGGGCUAGAGGGGUCGACUCAAUGUAGUGUUGACUAUGACCUCCAAAAUCCACCAGUGAACUUGGACAGCUCCCUGAAUUUGAGCACAGACACUCACAACUCCCUUCUCUUCCUGCAAAAUGCUGCAGGGGUGGGCCUAAAUGACUCUCUGGACCUUAGCAAGAAACCACAGGAUAGGGCUGAAAGUGUCCUUAGGGAAAACACUCAGAUGGCUAAUUGUAGAGAUGCUGAUGAUGACAUGUCUCAGGAUGAGGAAGACGAGGAUGAAGAAGAGGAGGAUGAAGAAAUUAAUGAAGAUGAGGAUGAUGAUGAUGAGGAAGAUCUGAACACAGAUUCUGAGGAUUCCUUGCCUGAUGGUGAAUGUUUAUCAAGGAAAGACAACAAAGAAAGUGCUGGGGAUUCCACUAACCACUGUGAUACCUCCAAAACUCCACUGAACCUCCAAACAUCCCCCUAACAAUACUCAGAA
Molecule: messenger RNA, 6160 nt
Organism: Hyla sarda
Lineage: Eukaryota; Metazoa; Chordata; Amphibia; Anura; Hylidae
Gene: CASZ1
Product: castor zinc finger 1
Exons: 22
Coding region: 608-6148 (1846 amino acids)
Biological process (GO): positive regulation of transcription by RNA polymerase II; regulation of neuron differentiation
Cellular component (GO): nucleus
Molecular function (GO): RNA polymerase II transcription regulatory region sequence-specific DNA binding; DNA-binding transcription factor activity, RNA polymerase II-specific
Source: RefSeq, a predicted model, not a curated record